AUGUUCACGCGUCUGCCGUCUUGGAGAGUCAUGGACCAUUGGAGGCUGGUGCGGCUGCAUCCUCAUCAUAGAAGGCAGCAGCAGCCCAUGCCCAUUUGGACUGCGCGCCGUCACUGCGGCUGCACCACGGCGAUCGGAAUAGACAUUGCGUCCAUCCAGCUGGGCGCUACACCACCCGCAGCUGCAACGCUGCGCGGCCGUGUGGAACACGUGCGUGUUCGUGGCAAGUUGGCGUUCAUUCACCUCCGUCAGCCCCCAUUCCACUCCAUCCAGGUGGUGGCGGUGGGCGCAGGCAUGGCGCGACAAGUAAAGGACCUCACACCGGAGUCUAUUGUCGACGUGACGGGUGCUGUCGUGCCUGCCGAAAAACCGGUUACGUCUGUCAGCUGCACCAACUAUGAGCUCCACGCGGAACGCAUACAUGUUGUGAGCAAGGCCGAUACGCCGCUUCCGUUCCCGAUAAAGGACUGUCACACCAAACUCGACACGCGCCUCAACCACCGUGUCGUGGACCUGCGCACACCGCUGAUGGCGUCCAUGCUCCGCAUUGUGUCCGCCAUUUGUCAAUGUUUCCGCGAGAAGCUACUCGCCCGAGGCUUUCUGGAGAUUCACACGCCGAAGUUGAUUGGCACCGCGUCAGAGGGUGGCAGUGCGGUAUUUUCGCUUGACUACUUUGACCAGCGGGGUUAUUUGGCACAGUCACCACAGCUCUAUAAGCAGAUGGCACUAAUGGGUGAUGCGAUGCGCGUGUUUGAAAUUGCGCCGGUGUUUCGCGCCGAGAAGAGUCUCACACACCGACACCUCACCGAGUUCGUUGGGCUCGACGCGGAACUCGUCAUUGGUGAGUCGUACACAGAGGUGCUCGAUGUGUUGGAGGCGACGGUGUGCGGCAUGAUCGAGCACGUCCAGACACAGCAUUCGGCGUUGGUGCAGCAGGCGCAAAAAUCACUGGCCGAGCUUGACGCCGCAGAGAGCAGCAAUACGAGUCCAACAACAAGUGAGCGAUCCCCACCGCCCACCGCAAUUGUGUGUGAGGUUGCGGAGGAGACCAUCGCCAGGUAUCAGCUGACGACAAGUGACGCAACAGCAACCGAAGGUAAUGCGGCUGUAGCCUCGUUGGACCGCUACCAUGGCCGCGUGGGCGGUGGGCGGCCACGAGUGCUGCGCCUCGCCUUCUGUGAUGCGGUGCAGAUGCUGCUGGACCACAAUGUGAUAUCGCAGCCAGUGACGGACUUCACCCUCCCACAGGAGCGGCGCCUCGGGGAGUUGGUGCGGGAGCGCUACGGCGUGGAUGUCUACAUCGUCGACCAGUUCCCCACCAGCGCCCGGCCAUUCUACACGAUGCCACACCCGUGCAAGGCGGACGUGACGUGCAGCUUCGACAUGUACCUUCGCGGCGAGGAGAUCUGCAGCGGAGCGCAGCGUGUCCACGACCCGGCCCUCCUGCUGCAAAACAUGCAGCGGCUGCAGGUGGACGCGGCGCAGAUGACGGACUACGUGUCCGCCUUCCGCUACGGCGCGUGGCCGCACGGCGGCUUCGGGCUCGGACUGGAGCGCAUCGCCCUCUUCCUCCUCGGUGCGCGGGAUAUCCGGCAGGUCUCGCUCUUCCCACGCGACCCGAAGCGACUGGCGCCGUAG
Messenger RNA from Trypanosoma grayi, 1638 nucleotides. RefSeq names its product aspartyl-tRNA synthetase. Gene Ontology annotation, molecular function: ATP binding; RNA binding; aspartate-tRNA ligase activity. NCBI's taxonomy places the organism in Eukaryota, Euglenozoa, Kinetoplastea, Trypanosomatida, Trypanosomatidae. The transcript has a single exon. Gene Ontology annotation, biological process: aspartyl-tRNA aminoacylation. The coding region runs from base 1 to 1638 and encodes 545 amino acids. The record is from RefSeq and is a predicted model, not a curated record. Gene Ontology annotation, cellular component: cytosol; cytoplasm; aminoacyl-tRNA synthetase multienzyme complex.